Photinus pyralis (common eastern firefly) is the source of this 2170-nucleotide messenger RNA. RefSeq names its product zinc finger protein 99-like. Bases 191 to 1861 code for a protein of 556 amino acids. Gene Ontology annotation, biological process: regulation of transcription by RNA polymerase II. Gene Ontology annotation, cellular component: nucleus. The transcript has a single exon. Gene Ontology annotation, molecular function: DNA-binding transcription factor activity, RNA polymerase II-specific; RNA polymerase II transcription regulatory region sequence-specific DNA binding. The record is from RefSeq and is a predicted model, not a curated record. NCBI's taxonomy places the organism in Eukaryota, Metazoa, Arthropoda, Insecta, Coleoptera, Lampyridae.
UUGAUGUAUACACUGUACAACACCAUUGACGAAACUAUUAUUGUUUUCUUCUUGAUCGAUGGAAAACUUUAUUUUACAAACAAGGAAGUUGUCGUUGAUAAGUUCACACAACACAAUUAACUAUUCGUUAAUUCCUAUCCUUUAUCUUGCACGUACAGAGUGACCUUUGUUGAGUUUGUAAAAAACUGUGAUGUCAGCAAUUGUAAAAGUUGAAGUUAAACAAGAGGAAGAAUUAAAUGAACUCAUUGAGGAGAAGAUUUGUCUCAAUAGUGAUGUCCCUGAAACAAUAAAACUGGAAAUUGAGGAAACGAAUUCUUCUAAUGUAAAAUGUAAUUGGAAAGAAGAAAGAAAAUUACAGGAGGCAAAUGAAUCUGUUGGUUUGCACAAACGUUCUGAAGAUCAACUGCAAAUUUCAAGAGGUUUAAGUUGUGUCCAAUGUGAUUACACAACGAGUAACAAAUCCAGCUUAAAAAGACAUCUAAUAACACACAAAGCAACCAAAGAUUUAAAAUGUGCAAAAUGUGAUUAUGCAACCAACUAUAAAGGUAAUUUUAGAACUCAUCUGUUACGACACGAGUCUCCCAACCAGUUUAAAUGUGUCCAGUGUGAUUUUGCAUCCACUUACAAAUCCAGCUUAAAAAAACAUAUGCUAUCUCACAAUCAAAUAAAAUAUUUAAAAUGUGCACAAUGCGAUUACGCUACCAAUUCUAGACCCACCUUCAAAAAACAUCUGUUAACACACAGCAUUGUGAAGGACUUAAAAUGCAAUCAGUGUGAUUACUUAACUAAUAAUAAAGACUACUUAAGAAGGCAUUUGUUAACACAUAAAGCUGCCAAGGAUUUCAAAUGUGGUCAGUGUGAUUACGCAACCAAUAAUAAAUCCCACUUCAGAGGUCAUCUCCUGGUGCACAAGGCUUUCAAGUCUUUAAAGUGUGCUCAGUGUGAUUACGCAACCAAUAAAAAAUCUCGCCUUGGAGAUCAUCUCCUGACUCACAAGGUUUUUAAGGACUUAAACUGUGCACAGUGUGAUUAUGCAACCAACAGUAAACGCAAUUUGAGAGCUCAUCUGUUAACACACCAGUCUUCCAGCUGUUUUAAAUGUGACCAGUGUGAUUUUGUAUCCACUUACAAAUCCAGUUUAAAAAAACAUAUGUUGUUACAUAAACCUAUCAAAGAUUUAAAAUGUGCACAAUGUGAAUUCGCAACUAACUCUACGUCUACCUUUAGCCAACAUCUAUUGACACACUGCACUGCGAGGGAUUUAAAAUGCAAACUGUGUGAUUACUCAACUAAUAAUAAAUACUACUUCAGACGGCAUUUGGUAACGCAUAAAGCUGCUAAGGAUUUUAAAUGUGCUCACUGUGAUUACGGAACCAACGACAAAUCCCACUUUAGAAACCACCUCCUGACACACAAGAUUCUUAAGGAGCUUAAAUGUGCUCAAUGCGAUUACGCAACCAAUCAUAAAUACCGCCUUAAAGAUCAUCUCGUGAAACACAAGGUUUGCAAGGAUUUUAAAUGUACUCAGUGCGAUUUCGCAACCAACAAUAAACCGCGCCUUAGAGAUCAUCUAUUGACACACAACAUUUUCAAAGAUUUCAAGUGUACACAGUGCGAUUAUGCAACGAACUUCAAACGCAAUUUGAGAAGUCAUCUGUUAAGACACGAGUCUCCCAAGCAAUUUGAAUGUGUCAAGUGUGAUUUUGCGUCUAUUUAUAAAUCCAGUUUAAAAAAACAUUUGUUACUACACAAGCAUGUAAAGAGUUUAAAAUGUGCACAGUGCGAUUACACUACUAAUCUUAGGUCCACCUUAAAAAAACAUCUUUUAACACACAGCACUGUGAUUAGUAUGAUUAUUUAACUAAUUACUUAAGAUAGCUUUUGUUACGAAUUUCAAAUGUGCUUGGUGUACCACCUGUAAAUAUGAUUUUAAGACAUUCUGUUAAGAUUUUCAAACACUUAAAAUGUGUCUAAUUCCAUUUUUCAAUUUGAGGAAACAUCUCCGGACACAAAAUAUUGUGAAUAUAUGUCAAUUUGUCAUUUUUGUUUCUUGUCACAGUUGUGUAUUAAUGUUGUAUCUAUAAGAAGUAACGAUUAAACAGAAACCGCCUUUGUGCCACUUGCCAGUGUAUGGAAUAGUGGGUGUGAGUUGGGCCCGUGGAUUGUGUCA